CUUUGCUGACAACGACCACCACCACUGACUGCACCACUAACCAAGCUGAGGACUUUGAGAUCCAGUACGGGACUGAUACAAACCGAAUCCUUUUGUCAACUCAAUGCUUGCCAUCGUCUAGGCUGUCCAGUUUGCCCCGGCGGCUUGCUCUCCCUGAAUGGAAACAUCGACUCGGGUGACUUGCUCUUUGUUGAGCCCCUGCACCGUCCUCUGACCGGCUCGUAACAGCGCCAGCUAAGCCACCACCCGUUUGCCUACGAUGGCAUAUCCGUCUGCACAAUCAUCCCACCUCUCCCAAGCCACUCCUACUCCUAGUAUCAAUCAUUCAUGGUCCGGACUCUCUUCUGCUUCACGAAUCCCGGGCUCUGGCACUAACACGCCCACCGGGUCCACCUAUCUGAUGCCGACAAGUCCGGCCAAGAAUGCCCUCACAGCCAAAGAUGGAAUGAGGCCUAAAAUUUCCAAGACGUCCGGCCAAAAGCCAGCUUGCCUUGUCAAUGCCUCGGUGACAUAUUGCGGCAACGACCAGAUCUAUGCCUUCGGCGGCUUCGACCAAUUCACUGACGAAGUCUACAAUCACGUGCUCAGGCUGAACCUGAAGACGCUAACCUGGACGCUAGUGGACAACUAUGGAGACAUCCCCGGAGUCCGCAUGGGCCAUUCAGCCUCACUGUAUGAAGGGGAUAAACUUUUAGUCUAUGGCGGAGAAAACGAACAUCGCGAGUACUUAUCGGAUGUGGUCAUCCUGAAUCUGAAGGACCAUCACUGGACGCAACCAGACAUCCAAGGACCCAUCCCCAAGGGCCGGGCCAGACACGCCGCCGUGGUAUACGAGGACAAGCUAUUCAUCCUUGGUGGCCUGACCGGCGAAGCCAAUUACAUCCUGGACGAUAUCUGCUACCUAGACCUCAAGACCUGGACGUGGUCGAAAACCUGGAGUUUUGUGCAAAGAUUCGACCACAGCGCCUGGAUAUGGGGAGGUCGACUGUGGGUACUGGGUGGUCUCGGAGCUGAUAUGGAGCGGUCGUCCGAGAUAUGGUGGCUUGAUCUGAAAGGGAGCCCAGCACUUUCAGGAUCAUCUGGAAAACAACACUCCACCAUGGGCCGUGUACCCAUCACGCGACAAGACCAGUGGUCUCAACCUAGCCGCACCGACCGCACAGACACAUACACCGCGAACUCGGGAAGCGUUCACAUUCGAUCUACUCGUAGAGAGAAGCCAACUGCACCGGGAGCGAUAUCGUCGCUGAAGUUCAUCUCCGGGCCUCACGUCCCGUUCCAGUCGUCAGGUAACCAUUUCCACGUGUGCUCCUCCGGAGCUUUGCUCGACUUUGUCACGCCCGCCUCAAACAUCCGGCACAGCGAUUGCAAUUUAUCUUCCCUUGAGCUGGACUCAUUGAGAUGGCAACGAUUGGUGGAAGGCCUCGAAAUUUUCCCGCUCGGGUACAAGUGGCACUACUGCACCAUCAACGAAGACGGGACCAAAGUGUGGCUGCUCGGCUCUCCCACCGACGAGUCCAUCGGUGGCAACCAAGAGCUGCAACUCAGCGAAGUCCUAGCGGUCGAUCUUAAGAGGUACGGCCUGCUAGGCAGCCAAGACACCACCAUGGCCUCGGAACAGAACCGCAUUCUUGCAUCCGAGCGACAAACCGUGCACACCAGUUCGUCGGGUGUGGGUACCGGCCUUGGUGCCGAUCUUGCUUCCAUAUUCGACCAACCUCCAGAAACCAGCAUGAGUGACUUCACCAUCACCGCCAACUUAGAAUCUAGCGAUGACGACGACAUUUCCGAAACAGGGUCUCAACACCAUCCUCGCUUCUCGCUCAACUCGACUAGCAGUCAGAUGUUUGUUUCAGAAUCCGAUGACGCCGCCGCCAACAUCUCCCAGCCCAUCCAUGUGCACAAGAUGAUCCUGCAGGCCCGCUGGCCACACUUCAAACGCCUCUACGCAUCCAAGAUGAUCGAGUUCCAGACCUCACGCAUGCACAUCCCCGAACCCUACCCCGUGGUGCGCGCCUUUCUGUACUAUUUGUACACAGACAGCAUUGCACCUCAUCCUGUUUACUGUCGAGACCUGACCGACGUCGCUGGCAUGCUAGUCAUGGCCAACUUGUACGACAUGCCCAAGCUGCGCCUCUUGUGCGUCAACCGCCUCUCCCGCGAGAUCGACAUUGAACAUGCCGCCGUCAUUUGGGAGCGCGCCGGCCGCACCGAUGAGGACUGGCUGCGCGCACGUGCUGCUCGGUUCUGUCUCAUGAACUGGGGCCGGGUCGUCCGAACCGAGAGUUUCAGAAGCCUCAGUCGCCAGAGUCUGAUGGAACUAUGCGAGGUCGUGGACACUGAGGGUCGUGUCGUGGGAGGCGAAGAACUCGAUGAGGGUCCGGAUGGAUUUGCACCUGGUUGCGGGUACCGUUACCGACGGAGAAGCCAUCGACCCAGCGAAACAGCCGACGAAACAGAGGGUGACGAGGAAGAUGGAAUGGAUAUGAACUGAGCGGGAGGCCGUGGGGGCGAAUCCACAACUCGUCCCGAAUAAACCAUGGAAAAUUGAAAAUUGGGGUCUUUACUGGGUAACGAAACGCGAAAUAAAAUGUUCAGGCGCAAGCACUGGGAAACUAAUGGCUCGUCAAUUCUCAACAACAGCAACACCGGUGUUGGGAGGGAGGUUCUGGUCCUUUGGUUUUGUUGGGGGUUAUUUGGCAUGAUUCGAUUGGGCAUAACUAUACGCAAGGUAUAACAAUCACAGCAUCGCAACGGAAGCAUAGCAGAAUAGUUACGGCCGGCGAGGGGGUUUUUUUGGACUUUUGUAAGGGCCUGUUCGACAAGCGCAACUUGAAGUGCCAUUAAGAAAAGCGCGUUUUAAGCACUUUAACAGGGAUACGCCCCGAUAUUUUUUCACGCUAUUUUACUAGGCGUUUUCCAUAACUCCAUAUAAUUUUGCCACUUUAACGCGUAAAGUGGUGUUAUUUAUUCUACGCUCGG
This is a messenger RNA of Exophiala dermatitidis NIH/UT8656, 2982 nucleotides long. Its product is annotated as RCC1 and BTB domain-containing protein. Bases 260 to 2494 code for a protein of 744 amino acids. Gene Ontology annotation, molecular function: protein binding. Lineage: Eukaryota; Fungi; Ascomycota; Eurotiomycetes; Chaetothyriales; Herpotrichiellaceae. The record is from RefSeq and is a predicted model, not a curated record. The transcript has a single exon.